GUAUAAUUUAUGUAAAAAGUUGGGAAGGACAGAGCUUCGCCUGCUAGAACCUCGGCUUCUUCAUUUCUCACCCGAUCCCCAACUCCACCCCCUCACACACCAGAACCCAUCGAGAGAACAUAUCCCCAUGAUUCAAGUGCUGAACAGGGUUUCUUAUGGUAUGUAAAGAUGACAACUGUUCAUAUGACAACUGAUCAACCCAAAAAAUUGGAUAAUCCAGCAGCGCAAUCUGCUCCCAGGUUUCAAAACUCGGCUUCAAAGUUCAGUAGGUGGGGCAGGAAAGCACCGUUUAUACGAUAUGGUCUUCCAAUGAUUUCACUGACUGUGCUUGGGGCUCUUGGACUUGGUCACCUACUGCAAGGCAGCAAGGAUAUUGCUAAAGUGAAGGAUGACCAGGAGUGGGAGAUUAUCGAGACGAGAAAAGCACUGUCAAGAACAGGACCUGUGAAUGCGUAUAAGCCUAAAAAGAUUUCGCUGGAGGAAGAGCUGAAGACUUUGCAGCAGAAGGUUGACAUAGAAAAUUAUGAAUACAAGAAAAUUCCUAAGCCCAAUGAAGAAAGGUGAAGUCAGAAGUUUCUCAAAAUUUUGCCAGGCUUCGAGCAUCUGUUUUCUCGACAACCAGGACCUCGAUCCUUGAAAGGGCGAGUGCCUGUUUAAUUGAGCCAGUGAUGGAUAUGUAGAGAAAAACCCAUCUGCACAAGUGUCUGAUUUUGGUCUUAGGUGUUUUAUUGAUGAACCAUGUUACUUUAAGCUAUUGUAAACAAUACUCCCUCCGUCUCAAUUAUAUAGACUUGUUUCGUUUAUCACACGAAUUAAGAAAUCUUCUUUAAUGUUAUUGGAAAAUUAAUUUUCGCCAA
Molecule: messenger RNA, 857 nt
Organism: Olea europaea var. sylvestris
Lineage: Eukaryota; Viridiplantae; Streptophyta; Magnoliopsida; Lamiales; Oleaceae
Exons: 4
Coding region: 169-564 (131 amino acids)
Cellular component (GO): mitochondrial membrane
Source: RefSeq, a predicted model, not a curated record